Dreissena polymorpha is the source of this 2565-nucleotide messenger RNA. Its product is annotated as mediator of RNA polymerase II transcription subunit 4-like. Gene Ontology annotation, biological process: regulation of transcription by RNA polymerase II. The record is from RefSeq and is a predicted model, not a curated record. The coding region runs from base 51 to 848 and encodes 265 amino acids. Gene Ontology annotation, molecular function: transcription coregulator activity. Gene Ontology annotation, cellular component: mediator complex; core mediator complex. The transcript has 6 exons. NCBI's taxonomy places the organism in Eukaryota, Metazoa, Mollusca, Bivalvia, Myida, Dreissenidae.
AUUACGUUAAAAUUUAGGAACUGUUUGGUCAAUCAUAAAACGUUCACAAAAUGGCAAGUGCAUCAACGGGUAGCACAAAGCAGCGACUUUUGACACUCAUUGAGGAUGUUGAAAUCGCAACAAGGGAGUUAUUUGAGAUUAUGAGCACACCCAAAGGUCAGCAGCGCCCUGGUGCUCCAGAACCCACGGAGCUCAUCCAGCUGCUGGUAGAGAAGGACAAGGAAAUCAAAGAGUGUCUUCAAACAGCAAGUAAACAAGCAGAAAUACAGAAAACUAUUGAUGACUUGAAACAUGAAGUUGACAAAAGAGAUCUGGACAUAAAAAUACUACAAAAGAAUUUGAAAGAAGCUGAAAAUGUUUUAUCUACUGCCAUAUUUCAAGCAAAACAGAAACUAGAGGCAAUCAACAAGGCCAACGAGAAACGGAUAUCAUCCGAGGAGCUCAUCAAGUUUGCUCACCGUAUCAGUGCCAGCAACGCAGUGGAAGCUCCACCCACCUGGCAGCCUGGUGACCCUAGACGUCCAUACCCAACAGACUAUGAGAUGAGAGGAGGGUGGCUGGCCAAGAUGAGUGACAUGCCCAACAACGUGCCUGCGGUACAGUCUCAGGGCUCAUAUGGGGAACCAAUGGCAACUAAUAGAAACCCAGGUCCAGCAGAAAUCUCUGUGCCACCAACACAGUCCCAUCUGGGUUCACUGACCUGGCAGGGUCACGGCGAUGGCCAGAUGUCCAGCAUGGGUUCCCAUCUUCAUGGUAACCAGGGGUCAGAGUUCAAGGGCCACAAGGACGUGGACGAGGUGGAGAUUAUGUCCAGUGACUCCUCAAGCAGUUCCAGUAGUGAUGAAUGAAAAGUGUAAAGUGGGUCACACUGAAAAGGGCUUUCACAGAAAGGGCGUGGUGCAAAAAGUGGGUCAGACGUAAGGGGGUUUCACAGAAAGGGUGUCACAUUUGUGUGAUAAGUGAAAACUGAAACUAGAUCAGUUUCACUAUUUGCAAUAUUUGGAAACUAGGCCAGGUGUCAGACUUUGAACUUGGAAUGUUUGAACUUGUAAACAAGAUCAUAUGUGUCACAUUUUAAAUAAAAAUGUAUUUCAUAAUUUUGACAAAUGCAGUCUGAAUCUAUUUCAGAUGUAAAACUAAUGGAAUCUGAAUGUAUGUUAAAUGUGUUACAAGUAAAGUCAGAAAAAAGGUCCACUAGGUUUUUGAUAGAUCCUUGAAACAGGUUUGAUUCUUGAUAAGUGAAGUUUCAAAUUUGUUUAGAUGCCUAAAAUGUUAAACUCUGAAAUUUGGUUUUAUGCAUGACAAGUGAAACUUGGAAACUAUUUCAGAUUGGUAAGCAUGGCUACUUAAUAAGGCAUAGAAUGGCGACUGGCUUGGAACUUGUUGUUCCACUGUGUACCAAUAAAAGCCAGUUUUGCCACCAGAAAUGUGAUGAUGCAGAUGACAAGUGUGUUUCUUCUGCUUGUCAGCCCAUGCACUCCUUUUCAAGAUCAAGUGUGCUUUAAAAUGGUUCUCAGGAUCUACACAAACUCUAAGACUAUAAGCUUCUUGAUUUGUGGUGUUUCCAAAUAACACCAUGCACCAACUGAUGGCCUCACAGAAGCAAACACCAUGCACCAACUAUUAGCCUCACAGAAGCAAACACCAUGCACCAACUAUUAGCCUCACAGAAGCAAACACCAUGCACCAACUCUUGGCCCCACAGAAGCAAACUUCAUGCACCAACUGUUGGCCUCAAAAAAACAAACACCAUGUUCCAACUGAUUGCCUCACAGAAGCAAACACCAUGCACCAACUGAUGGCCUCACAGAAGCAAACACCAUGCACCAACUGUUGGCCUCACAGAAGCAAACACCAUGCACCAACUGAUGGCCUCACAGAAGCAAACACCAUGCACCAACUGAUGGCUUCACAGAAGCAAACAACAUGCACCAACUAUUAGCCUCACAGAAGCAAACACCAUGCACCAACUCUUGGCCCCACAGAAGCAAACUUCAUGCACCAACUGUUGGCCUCACAGAAGCAAACACCAUGUUCCAACUGAUUGCCUCACAGAAGCAAACACCAUGCACCAACUGAUGGCCUCACAGAAGCAAACACCAUGCACCAACUGAUGGCCUCACAGAAGCAAACACCAUGCACCAACUGUUUGCCUCACAGAAGCAAACACCAUGCAUCAACUGUUGGCCUCACAGAAGCAAACACCAUGCACCAACUGUUGGCCUCACAGAAGCAAACACCAUGCACCAACUGAUGGCAUCACAGAAGCAAGUGGUGCAUAAAUCAUUGUUGAGUCUUGUUGUGUGUGAAGUUUGUAUUUAUGUCUCUGUAAGAUUUCAGUCUAACCAUUCCGGAUCUGUAGUAAUCAAGUUCGCAAGCAAGAACUUUUUCCUUGUUGUUGAAUUUGCAUCAUUGUUUGAUGUUUGUAAGUUGUAUUAAUGGAAUACAUCUUAAACAGACAACUCACUAGACUUUACAUGUUAUUUUUACUGAUUUGAAUAGAAUGUACAUGACAAGUACAUGUAUAUUUUUCAUUUAUUGCUGAAUAAACAAAUGGUCUGAUAA